AUGCAUUGUAAAGCAAAUUAAUUUCACUAGCAAAUAAAAAUUUACAAUGCCUGCAGGAGUUUAGCUUUCAAACAACAAUGGAAAUGGGUUAUUAUGAGUCUAUCAGUCAAAGAACAUCUUUAAACUAACGGGAAUAACCAAACCCCUUCUUUCUCUCCUCUUUUAACAGGGUGGUACUGGGGCAACAUGACUGUUGCUGAAGCCAAAGAGAGAUUACAGGAUGCCCCGGAAGGGACCUUCUUGGUUAGGGAUAGUUCACACUCAGAGUAUCUACUGACUAUUUCGGUAAAAACAUCAGCGGGACCAACCAAUCUACGUAUAGAAUAUCAAGAUGGCAAGUUUAGACUGGACUCUAUCACUUGUGUCAGGUCUAGACUUAAACAGUUCAACAGUGUUGUGCAUUUGAUUGAGUACUAUGUUCUUAUGUGUAAGGACAGAACCGAAACACCUUCAAAUGGAACAGUUCAUCUUUACUUGAACAAACCUCUCUACACAUCCGCUCCAUCUCUGCAACACCGCUGUAGAAUAACUAUAAACAAAUGUACAAAUCAGAUCUGGGAGCUGCCAUUACCAACAAGACUAAAAGAAUACUUGAAAGAGUACCAAUACCAGGUAUAAAUAUCUUUUCUACAUGCCUCUAAUGUUGAGUAACUUUUGAAUGCAAUUCUUAAAAUCAACCAAAGAACUGAGUAACUAGUUUUACAACUCGGCAUGGAAUUCACAAUCAAAACAGUGGCAGUUCUGGGGGAACGGUUUUUAUUUCAGAUGCAACAAAGGGAGACUUUAUGUAGAAUAAUCCCAGC
Messenger RNA from Antrostomus carolinensis (chuck-will's-widow), 803 nucleotides. RefSeq names its product suppressor of cytokine signaling 2 (gene SOCS2). Gene Ontology annotation, cellular component: phosphatidylinositol 3-kinase complex. The record is from RefSeq and is a predicted model, not a curated record. Lineage: Eukaryota; Metazoa; Chordata; Aves; Caprimulgiformes; Caprimulgidae. Gene Ontology annotation, biological process: intracellular signal transduction; phosphatidylinositol phosphate biosynthetic process. Gene Ontology annotation, molecular function: 1-phosphatidylinositol-3-kinase regulator activity.